AUGGAAUCAUACCAACAGAUGUUAGUUUCUUCUUUCCUUGAAAUAGCCGUAGAUCAAACGGCCGAUACUGCCCGUCGAUUCCUUCAGACAACAAGCUGGAAUCUUGAGGAAGCAAUUCAACUUUUCUACAAUAAUGAACUUGUCGAUAAUCCUAGCUUAAAUGGAGCUGCAGACUAUUGGGGACAAUAUGAUGGAGACAACGUCGACGACGAUGAUCACAAUAUUGCAGUACCAUAUAUUGGUAAUGGUUCGUCACACAACUUAGAGAAUAAAAUAUUGAGUAGUCGUCCUGGAGAUGUUUGGAGGGUAGAGGAACGAGACGAUAAUCUAUCUUCUAUGUAUCGUCCACCUUUUGCUUUGCUAUACAACGGGCCUUUUAACAACGCGAUUGAUACUGCAAAAACGCAGAAUAAAUGGCUGUUAGUGAACGUGCAAUCCAUGCAAGAAUUCACGUCACAUAUGCUAAACAGAGAUACUUGGGCUAACGAUUAUGUUGCACGGAUUAUAAAAAAGAAUUUUAUUUUCUGGCAAGUAAAUGAUGAUACUGAGGAAGGCCAAAAAGUUUGCACGUACUAUAAAUUAAAUUCUUUGCCUGUUAUAUUAGUAAUUGAUCCUAUAACAGGUCAAAAAAUGCGUUCUUGGAAUGGAAUGGUUCAGCCUGAAAAUUUACUAGAGGAUAUUACAUCUUUUAUUGAUCUUAGCCCCUCAGAAUAUUAUGCUAAUUUAUUGCAUAAACGAUCUAGGAAAAAUCCUCGCGAUGAAAUUAAAGAAGAUGAAGGCAUACAACAGAGUAAUGAAAUCAAAGAAGUAAUGAAGAUUUUUUAUCCUCCUUUGCCUGAAGAACCAAAGGGUGAUAGCAAUUUAAUUUGCAGAGUUGCGGUUCGCCUUUUUGAUGGACGUAGAAUACAAAGGAAUUUCUUGAAAACUGAUUCAAUUAAGUUGCUAUGGUCUUAUUGUUGUGUUGAGUUUGAAGAAGCAGAGACAAGGCCAUUUCGAUUCAGACAAGUUUUCCCAGGGGCAGUGAAGUUUUUAGAGUAUGAUAGUAACUUAACUUUUGAGGAGUCAGAUCUUAAUAAUUCUAUUGUUUCUGUAACUUGGGAAUGA
Molecule: messenger RNA, 1104 nt
Organism: Nicotiana tabacum (common tobacco)
Lineage: Eukaryota; Viridiplantae; Streptophyta; Magnoliopsida; Solanales; Solanaceae
Product: plant UBX domain-containing protein 7-like
Biological process (GO): proteasome-mediated ubiquitin-dependent protein catabolic process
Cellular component (GO): nucleus
Molecular function (GO): ubiquitin binding
Source: RefSeq, a predicted model, not a curated record